This is a messenger RNA of Truncatella angustata, 1302 nucleotides long. Its product is annotated as putative MFS monocarboxylate transporter. Gene Ontology annotation, cellular component: fungal-type vacuole membrane. The coding region runs from base 1 to 1302 and encodes 433 amino acids. NCBI's taxonomy places the organism in Eukaryota, Fungi, Ascomycota, Sordariomycetes, Amphisphaeriales, Sporocadaceae. The transcript has 3 exons. Gene Ontology annotation, biological process: transmembrane transport. The record is from RefSeq and is a predicted model, not a curated record. Gene Ontology annotation, molecular function: transmembrane transporter activity.
AUGGUUGUUUUCCGUGUUAAAUUGGACAUCGAGUUGUGGAGCAGCAACAACAGCACUCGGUGUCACUUUGAGAUCGAGGGUGACUUGCGAGUGCUACACGCUUUUGACCCGGCGCCAGACGGAGGUGCCCAAGCCUGGCUUGUGGUUGCAGGAGGCGGUACCGUCUUCUUUUGCUGCUUGGGAUUCACCAAUACAUUUGGAGCUUUCGAGUCAUACUAUCUGACACAUCAGCUGUCGGAUAAGACUGCAGAUGAAGUUGCAUGGAUUGGGUCCUUGGCUGGCUUUUUGAUGUUUGCUGUCGGUUUGAUUGCAGGUCCACUGUUCGAUCGGAUCGGGCAUACGAUAAUUUUGCCCUCUGCAAUAGCCUACAUAUUUUCCAUGAUGAUUUUGAGCCUUUGCAAGACAUACUGGCAGACCAUGCUCGUUCAUGGAUUAUUAUUAGGCAUUCUCAUGGGUCUUUUACAGAUCCCCGUGAUUGCCGCAAUCGCACAUUGGUUUCAUAAGAGACGAGGGCUCGCUCUGGGGCUGGUCGUCGCCGGCUCGUCUAUCGGAGGUGUCAUCAUGCCCAUCGCUGUUUCCAAGAUGCUGAAUGGCACGUCCCUUGGAUUUGGGUGGACGGUACGGAUCAUCGGAUUCAUCAUGAUGCCGUUGCUCGGCUUCUCGUGCAUCACUAUCAAAGCUCGUAUUCCGCCACGACGGUCUAGCAUCUGGACGCCAGCCAUCUUCAAGGACGUGGAAUUCCUGAUUCUGGUUGCCUCUAUAUUCUUCGCGUUUGCGGGCUUGUACACUCCGAUAUUCUACAUUCCAACCUAUGCGGAAGCAAUUGGCAUGGAUGCGACAAUGUCCGGCUAUCUGCUCGCAAUUCUCAACGCUGCCUCCUCAUUCGGUCGUGUUUUUCCCGGCAUUGCUGCCGACAAGUUCGGCCGCAUCAACAUCUUUGCAAUUGCUUGCCUAGCGACGAGUCUCGUCAUCUUCUGCUGGGACUCGGCAAAGAGUACUGCAGCACUUGUAGUCUACGUUAUCUUCUUUGGCUUCUGGUCCGGCACAAUUAUCUCCGGGGCCUCAACAGUUCUCUCAGCCUGCACACAUGAUCUCCAGAAGAUUGGAACUUACAUGGGCUGGGGCUUGUUUAUGGCUAGUUUUGGAACACUCAUCGGUCCUCCCAUCAAUGGCAUCAUGAUCAGCAAAUACGGAAACUACUUCCCGUCGGCUAUGUUUAGUGGUGCCAUAACGGCGUUGGGUGGUUUACUUGCAGUUUUCGCCAAGUCCCUCACGUCUGAGGGACUUUUCGGCAGAAUAUAG